AUGUCAAUGUUUCGGUCCGCCGCCGAAAUUUCAUCGUCGGAGGCCGACACGGACUCCGACCCUGGUGGUCAUGACGAAGACAAUGAUGCCUUCAAUUCUAGCUCGCAUGGGGUGCCGGUGUCAUCCCAUCUCGAUAAGGGAAAAUCACCUGCGAAUUUAUCGACUAGCGUGGAUUCCACCAGUGAAGUAGACGCUUCUAUCUUACGUGAGGAUGUCUCUACAUUAGCAAAGGAUGCGUUGACAUCGAAUGUGGAGCGACACGCCAAUUUCAUGACGGCCGCUUUGCUGGAAUUCUAUUGCCAAACCCGGGCAGCAGACAUUCUCAAUGCACAGACGGGCUCGUCAACUAAAUUCACUCGGCAUUCUCCAGAAGCCCAGUAUCUGGGUAAGAAACUGUAUAAAUACAAAUCACAGUUUCUCGCUUCACAUGGCGUGCUUGCAGAUGGAAUCGAGAACGAGGACCUGGACGGAACUAGGCAAUCCUAUCGGGACAAUCUUGAUAUGCUUGGCCUUUCCGCUUUGGAAGAUAUAAAUCUAAAUGACACCCAACCACCCACGCCCAUUGAAGGAAGCGAAGAGCUCGCUCUCAUCUCAAAGUUGUCCCAGACCCACCAGGGGAAUCACGGCCCUGAGAAGAGCGUCCACUUCUGGAAGCUCCCCGGGGAAGAGGCGCCAUUCAGCCAGCAAAUCUCCCGCAAUCCCAGCUUCAAUGUCCGCCAGGGUGUGGCCUUUGAGGCCCCUCGAUUGCCUGCACCGUCAAGGCCUCUUUUCGGGAGCUCUCCAGUUAGUCUGCCCAUAUUUGAAGGCCCUGCGAUGCCGCCGCCAUACAACAACAUGUCACGCUAUGCGGUCGAAUUCAGCGAACUUCGAAUGCUAGGCCGGGGAUCUUUUGGGGAGGUUUAUCAUGUUAAGAACCAUAUUGAUGGGCAGGACUACGCCGUGAAAAAGAUUCCACUAAGUCAGAAACGUUUAGACCAACUUCAGUAUGGUGGUCAAAAUCAUUUGGAGGUCAUCAUGAAAGAGAUUCGCACGCUCGCGAGGCUCGAGCACACUAAUAUCGUUCGAUAUUACGGUGCAUGGGUGGAACAAGCCCACGUCACAGGCCGUGGACCCAUCGAGCAUAAAGUUCAUGGUGAACACGACUCGUCAAACUUGGACGGGUCCGGCCUUGAAUCGAUGGAUGAUGGCAUGAACAUUGUAUUCGAGCACUCAGAGAACUCGGCCGUACAUGGCCAUGUCAGUGACUCCAUGCCCGACGAGGGCGGGUUUUCAGAUGACAUCACAAGAUGGGACAGCCACACGACGUCGUCAACGCAUCGAUCUAAGAAGAGCUUCAGGGGAGGACUCGAGGAAGAUGACGAGAUCGAGUCCAUCCCACGGCAUCGCAGUGGACUGUCAAUGGGAGACACCUCCACUUUUGGGGAGACUGACGACAUCUUCACUGAUGGCAUGAGUCAAGAUCAGUCGAGGCUCCAAUUACAACGCCGUCGUCGGUUUGGUCAUCAACCACCAGCUGUCAUUCUUCACAUCCAAAUGUCACUUCAUCCCAUUUCGCUCAGCUCGUACCUUAAUCCAAAUGCGGCUGGUAACACAAACCCUACUCCUGGCAUUCCGGCUCGCCGUCACUGCUUCCAUUUGAUGCCUUCUCUGCGCUUCAUGCUUGAUAUUCUCGCCGGCGUCGAGUAUCUCCAUUCCAAGGGGAUCAUUCAUCGCGACCUGAAACCUGCGAAUAUUUUCCUCUGUGCACCAGAGAGCGCCACCAAGGCCAUUUGUACCUCGUGCAAUUCAGGCACCGCCCCACUCACCCAUUUCUGUCGUCCGCGCAUCGGUGAUUUCGGCCUAGUUGCUGACGUAUCGCAUUUGAAUGAAGCUGCCUCUGAGAGCGCAAUCACUCCCUAUCGUGACGGCAUCAAUGUCCAGCCAGUCGUUGGAACCGAGUUCUAUCGACCUCCUGCCAUUGUAGAGGACUCAGACCUUUCGGGCUACUUCGACGAAUAUCAGAUUGAUGAGAAGCUCGAUGUUUAUGCUUUGGGGGUGAUCUUCUUCGAGUUGCUGUAUCGUCUAAACACUAGGAUGGAGCGGCAAAUGGUCCUGAGUGACCUGACUCGGCGAACCACUACCCUCCCUAACGACUUCGCGGACAGACUCGAUCACUGUGACACAGUGCUCAACACGGGCCGCACUGUCGCUGAAACAGUGACUGAGUGUAUCCGCGGCAUGCUGAAUCCGCGAUCCCAGCACAGAUGGACUCUUCGUCAAGCCAGAGAGCACAUCCGCCCCGUCUACAAAGUCAUGAAACACCCCGAGAGCGCGCGCAAGUAG
Penicillium diatomitis is the source of this 2322-nucleotide messenger RNA. Its product is annotated as putative protein kinase. The record is from RefSeq and is a predicted model, not a curated record. Gene Ontology annotation, biological process: protein phosphorylation. Bases 1 to 2322 code for a protein of 773 amino acids. Gene Ontology annotation, molecular function: ATP binding; protein kinase activity. Lineage: Eukaryota; Fungi; Ascomycota; Eurotiomycetes; Eurotiales; Aspergillaceae. The transcript has a single exon.